ACAGGGGAAUGUAAUUGCUUGUUUCAUGAGUAAACCAAGAACUCCCUUUGUAUGCACUCAAAGAACAAGAGCUUCAGGCUUGUACUAAAGCCAAACUCCUCCCUUUCACUUCUCUCGAUCAGCCAAGCCCGAAGUCUAAGAUGUCUUUGCAGCCACAGCAGCAGCAACUGCCGCAGCAGCAACAGCAGCCCGUUGUGGUUUACCCCAACACCGUCACAGGUCAGCUGGCGCCACCGUCCGUACACCGCUCAAAUGGGUCCUUCGGGUCAGUUUUUAUUGUCCUGGCCGUAAUCAUUGUUGUGUCGGCAAUUGCUUGCUUUCUUGGCCGCCUCUGCAACCGGCGAUACCGCAGCCAAAAACCCAAGGAAAACCACCACCACCACCACCUCAACCACCGUCCCAAACAAUCUGGGGACAUUGAGUUCGGGUUUGAUAAGAAAGGUUCAGCUGCUAAGCCAGGUGGAAAUGGAGGAAGCAGAGGACACAAGGGAUUCGAAACUGUUGACCACAUCAAAGGCGGAAUGAAACCUGCUGAGCGUGAAGGAUACCUCAGAACCGAUGCAUGAUAAUGGGUACAGAAAGAGGAGGUUCGAUCUACAAAUUUCAGUUAUCUACCUGAAUGACAUUUCCAUCAAAUCCUUCGUUUUUUUUUCUUCGACUGUAUCUUUACAUUUCCAGCCGGAACUUGAAUAUGUAAUUACAUAUGGUAUUGUAACGUGCAGAAAUUUGAAUUA
Alnus glutinosa is the source of this 734-nucleotide messenger RNA. RefSeq lists its product as uncharacterized. Lineage: Eukaryota; Viridiplantae; Streptophyta; Magnoliopsida; Fagales; Betulaceae. The transcript has a single exon. Bases 141 to 566 code for a protein of 141 amino acids. The record is from RefSeq and is a predicted model, not a curated record.